Plasmodium relictum is the source of this 2595-nucleotide messenger RNA. Its product is annotated as conserved Plasmodium protein, unknown function. NCBI's taxonomy places the organism in Eukaryota, Apicomplexa, Aconoidasida, Haemosporida, Plasmodiidae. The coding region runs from base 1 to 2595 and encodes 864 amino acids. The transcript is spliced from 3 exons. The record is from RefSeq and is a predicted model, not a curated record.
AUGAUAUGUUGUUCAAAAAAAAUAAUACAUUCUGUUGACACUAAAAGAAGAAAUAAUUUGGGUGCAAUAGAGAGAAAAGAAAAAAACGAAAAAAAAGAUAUUAAUUUAGAUGAUGGAAAUGAACUAAUUACAAUACAUGAUAAUAAAGUAUCUAUUGUUAAUAUUGUAAAAAAAGCAAGUGAAGUGACUUCGAAAUUACAAGAACAAAAAAAAGAUUUAAUUAAAAAACCUUUUUCAUCAAAAUCCAAUAUAUUAAAAUAUUAUGAAACUAAAUUUUUAAAAAAAAAAGAUAAUGAAAAUUCCAUUUAUAUAAAUAGAAAAAAAGGAGAAGCAAAAAAACAUAAAAUUCAGGAAUUCAAUAAAACUGAAGAUAAACCUAAAAAUAAAGUAGAUUUUAUUAAUGAGUCACAAGAAGUAAAAGAUUUUUCAAAAUUAAGAACAAAAAGUAAAUAUAAUAUAUUGAAUGAAGUAGAAAAAAAACUUAAACAAUUGAUAAAAGAUGAAAAAAUCAAUACUCACAAUGAUAUCUUAUUUCUAAAUAUAUAUGCUCUGACUCAUAAAAAAAUAUACUCUAUUUUAGACAAAAAAAAAAAAAAUAUGGGAUACUAUAGUUGUAAUGAAAUUUUAGAAAUGAUAUUAAAAGGAAAAUUGAAUAAAAGUAGUUUAAUAAAAAGGAGAUCAGAUGAACAUUAUUAUCAGUUAAAACAAAAAAUUAGUGAAAUAUAUUUUUUAAAGCAGCUUGAGUUGCAAUAUUACCUAAAAAUUAAAAAAAAUAAACACUCUCUAGAAUCCAAAGAACUGAAAAAAUAUAUUGAUAGAGAAAAUACAACAUAUUUAGAGUUAAGUGAGACUCUAUUAGCUGAAAAAGUAAAAUCUUUAAAAAAUUUUUUUAUAGCUCCCUAUGAUAAAAAUAUUGUAGAAAUUAUUUUAAUCCCAAAACAAAAAAACUGUGACAAUUUUUUUGGAUAUCACAAAAUAAUUUCUAAUUUAUUUGUAACAAAAUAUAUUUCUGUUUUUUUUUAUCAUAUUAUCGAAAAAAAAGUUGAAAAUUAUAAUUUAAAGAAAAAAAAUGGACCUAUAUACAUAAAAAUGAAAUUAAAGACCAAUUAUCCUGAAGCAAUUCAAACUAUUUUUAAAUAUAUCUAUUAUAAAAAUAUAAAUCUACACAAUUUAGAUUUUAAAUUAUUAGUAACUAUGUAUAUAGAAUGCGUCCAUUUUAAAAUUAUUAGUAUUAUAAAUGAUGUUAUCGAUGCAAUCAGUGAAAAAGCCAACUUUGAAAAUAUAAUUAAAGUUCUACAAUUUUCUUCAGUUUACAGGGAAACGAAUAUCUUUAAAGAUUUUGCUCGUAUCAUUUCAGAUUCAGGGUUUUACUUAUUUUCAAGAAAUUAUCACUAUUUAUUAGACGCACAAUUAUAUAUUUAUUUUCUAAGUUUGGAUAAUAUAAUGAUAAACGAAAUGAGAAUAUUUAUUGAAUCAAUAAAAUAUAUAAUUAAAAACAAAUGUGAUAUAAAACAGCAAAACUUAAUUUUUCAAAAUAUUAGAUUCAACUUAUUAAAUAAUGAAUAUCUAUAUAGUAUUCAACAGUACAUGAAAAAUUGUUUUGAAGAAGUUUUAGAAAAUAAAGGUGACUUAUCUAAUAUUAUUUAUAUAGGGAAUUAUCCACAAAAUGAACAAACAAUUUUGAAUAAGACAAGUUUUGAAGAAUUACAUUUUUAUAUUCCAAAUAAAGACCAAUUAAAUGAUAAAAAUGAGAUGGAUAAUAUUAAAACUUGUAAUUUUCUAUAUUCAGAAGAGAUAAAAAGUAUAAAUGAAUUGUAUAAGAAUAUAAAUAAAGAAUCUUUUGAGCCCCCCAGUCUUAGUAAAGAGAAAAAAGAAAUUUCUAGUAAAAAAUUUAUUGAAUGCAUGAAUAACAUUUAUAACACAUUAUUUGAUAAUAUUUUUAAGAAAAUUCUAAACAAAGAAACAAAAAAACGAUGUAACCCAUGGAAAGAAAAUAAAGAGUUCAAAUGUGUAAAUGAUUUUACAAAUCAAAAAUAUUAUUUUUAUUUACAAAAAAAAAAAAAUAAAACGGAAAAAUAUGCCUUUACAUACGGAGAUGAAAGGUUAAUAAACGAAUGUAAAUUUUUUUUUCAAAUUGUUCAGACCAAAAAUAGUAAUAUUUCUAUUGGAAUAAUUUUAAAAACAAAUGAAUUAAAUUCUUUGAAUGAAGAACAUUCUAAAAUAUCAAGCGCUUUAGUUCAAUAUUAUGAAAAUUUAGUUAUUUAUUUUGAUUUCUUUGUAAAUGAUUUUUAUGCUUGUAAUAUAGAUAACGAUAAUUCAACAUUAAUAAAUAAAACAAAAUUAAACAUUUAUGCACAUGAAAAUAAGUUAACAGAUGAAGAUACCAUUAAUUACAAAAUAUCAGUGAUUCACCAAACUUUGCAUUUUCAUAUAGUCGUAUUACCUAAAAACAUUAGCUUUACAUAUUCUUUUGCAUUUUUAAAACCUUCCAACUUUUUAGGAGAUAUAAUAAAAAAACCAUUUAUUCACAUAAGACCUUUUUUUGUGCUUAAAGAUGCUUUAGAUUCUAUUGCUAUACCACACAUAAAAUUUUAA